Molecule: messenger RNA, 1565 nt
Organism: Salvia miltiorrhiza (redroot sage)
Lineage: Eukaryota; Viridiplantae; Streptophyta; Magnoliopsida; Lamiales; Lamiaceae
Product: RHOMBOID-like protein 2
Exons: 5
Coding region: 408-1376 (322 amino acids)
Biological process (GO): proteolysis
Cellular component (GO): membrane
Molecular function (GO): serine-type endopeptidase activity
Source: RefSeq, a predicted model, not a curated record
AAGCGAACUGUCAAAGUCGUAGCUCUGGAAAAUGGAAACUGGGUCAGUUACUCUCGAAAUCUCGACCGCUUAGCCCAUCAUCUCUGCUUCGCAGUCCCACCACAUUCUAAUGGAUCACCCAAUAGCAUUCACCCACGUUAUCCCUUUGUCCUCAUAGUUGGACGGAGUAUCAUGGACGCCGACACAGGUGAUCCAAACCUCGUGGCGCAUAAACUCAAAUAAGAUGACUACUACCUCUUCUCUCUCUAGGCCACAACACAACAAUGGCACAGUGCACGUUCUCCCUCCCUCUCUUAAAACCCACUAAUCCCACUUCACAACACGAUAACAGCCAAGAUUUAACGCCAAUAAAUCAAACAGUUUCACUUUAAAUCUCAGUAAAUAUAUUAGAAAGAGAAACCGCAGCUAUGAGGGGGCAGGACAUCGAAAGCAGGGCGGUGAAGGGCUCAGCUGAAGACGCGUACGCGAUUGAAGAGAGAGAGAGGAACUGGAUAUCAUGGCUGGUUCCGGUUGUCGUGGCUGCCAACGUGGCGAUGUUCGUCGUGGUGAUGUAUUUCAAUAACUGUCCGAAGCGUAUCAGAAGCAGCGGCGAUGAUCACAAGUGCGUCGCCAGGUUUCUUGGCCGCUUUUCCUUUCAGCCUCUCGGAGAGAAUCCUCUGUUUGGCCCUUCUUCUUCCACGUUGGAGAGAUUUGGGGGUCUUAAUUGGGAUAAGGUAGUGCAUCAGCACCAAGGCUGGAGGCUUAUCUCAUGUAUCUGGUUACAUGCUGGUCUAAUACAUUUGCUUGCAAAUAUGCUGAGUCUCGUCUUCAUUGGUAUACGCCUUGAGCAGAAUUUUGGAUUUGUACGCAUCGGCAUAAUCUAUCUGUUAUCUGGAUUUGGUGGGAGUGUACUAUCUUCGUUGUUCAUACGGAACAGUAUCUCUGUUGGUGCAUCUGGUGCACUUUUUGGGCUUCUCGGAGCAAUGCUUUCAGAGUUGAUCACAAACUGGUCGAUAUAUACAAACAAGGUGGCUGCACUAUUGACGCUCAUAGUGAUAGUCGUGAUCAAUUUAGGCAUUGGGAUUCUUCCUUAUGUGGAUAACUUUGCUCAUAUUGGUGGAUUCCUGACCGGCAUUUUACUUGGCUUUAUCCUCCUCCCUCGUCCUCAAUUUGCGUGGUUAGCACGCCACAAUCCAGCAGCUGGGAUUCGUGGUGUGACGCCCAAAUAUAAGGGAUACCAGUACGUGCUGCUCGUUGUCUCUCUGGCACUGCUGAUUGUCGGGUUUAGCGUUGCAUUGGUGAUGCUGUUUCGAGGAGUGAAUGCGUAUGAGCGUUGCCAUUGGUGCCGCUACUUGAGCUGUGUCCCGACCUCUAAAUGGAACUGUGAUGCCACUUGAAAGCUGCAAUGUUAUGUUCAGAGUUUAGAUUGGGAUGAUAUAUAUAUAUUUAUGUGGUGUUUCUAUUCUAAUUGUUACUUUGUUUUGCAUAAUUGUUUCUGAGCGGUCUUUCCUACAUACAUAGAUUAGGUUGUUUGUAGAAAGCAUGCUUUUUUUCGAAUUUGAUUCAGUAAUAACUUUUUUAUCUCA